Molecule: messenger RNA, 6489 nt
Organism: Melanotaenia boesemani (Boeseman's rainbowfish)
Lineage: Eukaryota; Metazoa; Chordata; Actinopteri; Atheriniformes; Melanotaeniidae
Gene: cpeb3
Product: cytoplasmic polyadenylation element binding protein 3
Exons: 10
Coding region: 157-2361 (734 amino acids)
Biological process (GO): negative regulation of cytoplasmic translation
Cellular component (GO): neuron projection; nucleus; synapse
Molecular function (GO): translation factor activity, RNA binding; ribosome binding; mRNA 3'-UTR binding
Source: RefSeq, a predicted model, not a curated record
GUUCCUGCAUGGAAGGAAAAACGAGACGUGGCGAAAUCGGGUGAAUCUCUGCUGCCAUAUAGUCUCUGCGUAUAAUUUGUAGGAUUUAUUGUUCACUUUGUAGCCUUGGGAAGUGUUUACUUGUUUUUCUUUUUCUUCUUUUCUGUUUUCGGCUAAAUGGGUGAUCACGCAUUCGCUUUACAGCUGCCAGGUCCUUCUAACAUCAUACCCCUGCCUGAGCUCUCCCAGUUCAUCAGAUACUACAACAGUCCAGCGAGCCCGGUGUAUGAUCUCCUCAAUUACAACAAUAAUAACUCAUCGUGUCUGUUUCCCCCUGUUGCAGCUCAGCAAACCAUGCAGGAUGAUUUACUGAUGGACAAAAACAAAGCCCAGCCUCACCAUCAGCAAGAUCCGACGCAAGUAGACCCUCCUCCCUCCACACCGACACCGUCAUCGGAGCCCACUUCUUCUUCAUCCGAGUCGGAGAGCCCGUCGACCGGGAGCAAUCAAGCUGCUUCAGCGCUGAACAGCGGCAGCAAGGACAAAUUGCCCAUGGAGUCGCCGAUCUUGCCCGGCUUGAGCUUCCACCACCAGCCUCAGGAGACCGGUGGCCCCCUUUCCUCCCCUUCCUCUUCGUUUGGGAGCACUUGGUCCACGGGAACCACAAACGCCGUGGACGACAGCCUUUUCCAAGGAAUACCCUCCGUGAACGGAACGAUGCUUUUCCAGAACUUCCCCCACCAUGUCAACCCGGUAUUUGGGGGUAAUUUCUCCCCGCAAAUCGGCCUGGCUCCCCAGUCCCAACAGCAUCAACAGCAAGCCCAGCAGCAGCAGCCCCAGCAGAGGAGAUCUCCCGUCAGCCCCAGUCAAGGCCCCUUCCCCCAGAGAAACGCUUAUCAGACCAUCAUGAACAACAGUAAGGGGUCUUCGUCGUCUUCCUCUGCCUCAUCGUCCGCUUGGAAUAAUCACCAAAACGCCGCAUGGAGCACAGCCUCCAACCCAUGGAGCGGGCUGCCGGCGGGCAGAGACCCGCGCCGAGCGGUGGGCGUCGGGGUAGGGGUCGGGGUUGGAGUCGGCGUCGGUGUGCCGUCACCCCUCAACCCAAUCUCCCCGAUGAAAAAAACUUAUACCAGCAAUGUUAUAGCACCCCCCAAAUUCCCAAGACCCGGUCCCCUCACACCAAAGCCCUGGAUGGAGGACAGCGCAUUCAGAACUGACAACAGCAACAACAUACUACCUUUCCAGGACCGGAAUCGGCCCUUUGAUGCUUUUAGCUUGCACUCUUUGGAGAAUUCCUUAAUGGAUAUGAUAAGGACUGACCAUGACAAAGGUAAACCACACCCUGCCGGUGGCCCACCAAUGACUAUCGCUGAUAUUAUAUGGAGGAAUCAUUUUGCAGGGCGUAUGGGACUCAACAUCCAUCAUCCCGGAGCAGAUCACAUAAUGCAGCUGAAUACCCGGAGCUAUGGCCGCCGAAGAGGUCGUUCCUGUCUUUUUCCCUUUGAAGAUGGCUUCCUUGACGACGGCCAUGGUGACCUCUCCUUGACUCCAGGCUUGAACUCCCCAACCCGCUGUCAAAACGGAGAGAGGAUGGAGCGCUACUCUAGGAAAGUCUUUGUUGGAGGCCUCCCUCCUGACAUAGAUGAAGAUGAAAUCACCAACAGUUUCCGUCGUUACGGGCACCUGGUGGUAGACUGGCCUCACAAAGCUGAGAGCAAAUCCUACUUCCCACCUAAAGGCUAUGCCUUCCUGCUGUUCCAAGAAGAGACUUCUGUUCAGGCCUUAAUCGACGCCUGCAUCGAGGAGGACGGCAAGCUCUACCUAUGUGUAUCCAGCCCCACCAUCAAAGACAAACCGGUUCAGAUCCGUCCCUGGAACCUGAGUGACAGUGACUUUGUCAUGGACGGCUCCCAGCCUCUGGAUCCCCGCAAGACCAUCUUCGUUGGGGGUGUGCCACGGCCCCUUCGUGCAGUGGAGCUGGCUAUGAUCAUGGACCGGCUGUACGGAGGUGUUUGCUACGCUGGCAUCGACACCGACCCAGAGCUCAAAUAUCCGAAGGGAGCCGGCCGUGUGGCCUUCUCCAAUCAGCAGAGCUACAUCGCUGCAAUCAGUGCCCGCUUUGUUCAGCUGCAACACAACGACAUCGACAAAAGGGUGGAGGUGAAGCCGUAUGUCCUUGACGACCAGAUGUGCGACGAGUGCCAGGGAGCACGCUGCGGGGGGAAGUUCGCCCCCUUCUUCUGUGCCAACGUCACCUGUCUGCAAUACUACUGCGAGUACUGCUGGGCCAGCAUCCACUCACGAGCCGGUCGAGAGUUUCACAAGCCACUGGUGAAGGAGGGGGGCGACCGCCCACGGCACGUGUCCUUCCGCUGGAGCUGAGAAGGGGUGGCGUGGGUCAUGAGUCUGACCUACCCUCGUUGAUCCCAGAAAAAAAAAACCAAAAAAAACAAAAAAAACUCCUGCAGCCUGGGGACUGCGCUGCUAGGUCUCCCCUCUCACAGCACCCCCACCAUGCUCCACCCUGCUCCCCACAAGGCCCUCAUGAAGAAAAAGAAAAUAAAGCUAAACGGACACCAUCAUUUUCACAUGACUGUAACUACCACAGCUCUGAACUCAUUGUCUAGUGUUCCCUUCUGAUGAAGCUUUGUGGAGAAAAUGACAUGCAAAACUCCAUCAGCUUAGAAUUUGCACUUUGGCACAGAAUUUCACUGAAAACACACACACAUACACACACAUACAAAAUGAUAUGUUCAAGACACCAGGCUACUUUAGGUUCCCUGUUCUGUUGACUGGGUGGUGUGGUACGUCCCGUUGGACCCCUCCCCGUGCUAAAACAGAGGUGGGACCAUAUGAAUAUUUAAAAAAUAUAUCUAUUUUUUCUUGUUUUGUAACUGUCUAUACAUAUAUAGAUAAUUUAAAAUAAGUAAAAGGAGCAUGCACUUAUUUUCAAAAGGCUGUAGCUAUAUUGCCCCUAGUAAAAGAAAAAAAGAAUUACCAAAGGCAAAUUAAAUUAAAUGAAAUGCAAAUGGAAAAGCAAAAUAGGUGGCAUAAGAUGUAGCAAGAUUUAGCAACUAUGUAGUAGUGUGGGUCCAUAUCGCCCAGAGUAAAAAAUUAAAAUAAAACGGAUAUAUUCGCUCUCAAUUUUGACUCUAAAAAUAUUAAUACCUCAUACAAGCAAAUCAGAUUAAUUAGCUUUUGAUUUCUAAGUCUUUAUUUUUAUAAUAACAUUAUUUUUUUAGUAUUAUGUAAAUGUAAUGCUGCAAUAGCUUUGCUGCUAAAUCCAUGGUAUAAACGGAUACCAUAAAUACUUUAUUCAGGCUAGGGUGUAGAAUAAUAAAGAGCAGAUCCAGGGGAACACCUGGGAUUUCAGAACGACUAGCUGUCUCGGGGGGCUUCUCUCUCCGAGUGGUGGGGGGGGGGUCGCCCCUAACUGCAUGUUUCUUUCAAUCAAGUUGCUGCAUGCAAUAGACUCUUCAGUAACAUGUCUACUAUUCGAUUCUGCCCAUGUUUGCACAACUCACAAUAAGUUCCACUCGCAUGAAACUGGACAGAAACUGGGAAGACUGGUUAAAGGAAUCAUGGCAACUCCGUGUCAGAUUGAAGGGUGGGGGCGGGUGAAUAAAUCAUCUAAUAAUCACAAAUCAAAUUAAAUGUAGGAUUACCAUUUAAAACUGUCUGAUAGGUGAAGUACUUUUUUGCAGUGAUUGUUGAUAUAAUUGUGCAAUUUUUUAUACCGUAUGUAGUUAGAUCUGAGUAUGCCUAGAACUGUGAUUCGCUUUAACUGUUGUUUAUGUCCGACAUAGAAGUCCUGUGAAACUUCAUAACUAGUGUAUGCACACAUAUAUAUAUAUAUAUAUGUUCUCUUGCACACACAUACACACAUAGAAAAGCCUCUGGACACACAUGAACACACACUUUUGGACGACUGUCUUUCUUAAUCGCACAAACAGGCCUGCAAAUACGAGUCUGACCUGAAGAAGAGACGCAACAAAUGUGAGCUUAAACCUUAAACUGACAACUGAGGUUGUUUUUUCUUUUCUACUUUAGUUAUUGUUCCACCUUCAGCAAAAAGCAAAAGUUUAGGUCCUAGAAACGCAACCAAAGAGCUCACGCAUUCGGCUUUGAACAGACUUCGUAAGAGGGUGGUUUUUGCAAAGAAAAACGUACAAAAAACAACAAAAAAAAAAAGACGUUGAAGCUACUGGAGAGUUGAGGUUGAUAUAAUGAGCCCCUGCACAAUGCUCUCACUAAAAAAAGGAGGGGUUUGGGGUGGGAAAGGGGGAACAGUGUUGCUCCGAACAUGCAUAUGUGCGAGCUGGGGGUUACCACAUUUAUCCAGAUUUUUUAUUUUUUUCCUGCAAAGCUUGAAGUAACAGACCUGCUUAAAAAAACUAAGUAAAAUAAAAGGUGGACAUAUAUAUUUUUUAGUUUUUAUCCAUCAGGAGUGUGGGUUGGGUGGUAGUCAUGAAUGCAAAGCAUGGAAAAUUAAUUUGCUUUUUGGAGGUGGGCAAGGCGGGGCCGAGUUACACUGUGUUUUGUUUUGUUUUGUUUUGUUUUGUUUUUUCUUAGCAGUUUUGUGGACAAUCCAAACAGGAUCCUACACCAUUGCAAAUUAUUGCAUGUUGCCCCUUUACCCCUCUUUUUUUAAUUUUCAUUUUUUUUUUAAAACUCCCUGAGAUGUGAUUGUCCUGUCCUGGUGCCCCGCAGUCCCUCUCCUCUUUCUUGACUUAGUCGUAAACUGUUUUAUUCUUUCCCGCUUUUUUUGUUUCUUGUACAAAGAAAGCUAAUUGAAACUAGAAAAAAAAGAAGAAAAAAAGGGGUUAAACAUAAGUAAUAAUUAUAAACAUCCCUAUGAAAGUGAAUUCUGGGUGUUUUUUUUUUUUGUUUGUUUUUUGUUUGUUUGUGUGUGUGUGUGUCACAUUUUUUCCCUCCCCACACCCAGACAGGUUUUCUAUGUUUGUUCCUUCUCUAUGGUUGAUAUUUGUUAUGCACUACACUUUGUAUCUGAACAGUUUGACAGUCAGCAGUUGUUUUUGUUAAAGGACAACAAAGAAAAAAAAAGAAGACUACAAAGCGUGCUUUCUGACUGGCAAGAUCUUUUGCAAUACCUCAAUUUUUGAAAUAUAUUAGGAGAGAAAAAGAUAUUUUCUAAGUAAGUUUAUUCAGAUGAAAAAAUAUAUAUUAAUUUAAAUUAAAGAAAAAUGAUUUAACAGAUGGCAGAUUUUUUUUAUUAUUAUUUUUUAUCAUGUUUUUUGUUUUCAUUUUAAGAAUUUAUUUUUUUUAAAAAAGACAACAAUUGAAGGAGCUAGAGCUUUAUAACUAAUAUAAUGAUGUAGGUAGCGAGAGUAUUGUCUACUUUAUCACAGUGGAAGCUGGAGCAAGAGUCCCACUGGUCGAACCGGUUGAUACAUCAGAGAGAACUCUAUAAGGAAAUCAACUAUCAGGUGCUCGGAGAGGAAAAAUUAAACAGAUUUCCCACUUUUUUGUAUAUUUAUAAUCAAUCAUUUACUAUGCUGACCAGAGUUGUGAAAGAGACCUUCUGUUCGUUAUUUUUUUAAGAGAAGUUUUUUAUGUUUACUAAAAGUAUGUGCUCCCUUUUGUUUUGUACAAAAAAAAUGUUUGGGGAAAAAAGCAACCCUGAUUUCUUGGCCUGUCAUGGUUGGGAGAGAAAUAAAGAGAAGACUUGUGAGAGUCACUGAACAGCUGGAGGUAGAGAAAGAAGAAUGUUAUUUUUAAACACAAAAACAGACACAAAUGUUUUCACCCGUAACUUGAUCGAAAGCCCCCAAGGUGCAUCAAUUGACUGGUGGCCUUCUAUUCACGUAAGACUUGAAUUAGUCCCAUUUUUUUAAGGCUAACAACCUUGAUUCUUUGUUGUAAUGUGCAAUACUGUUUGUACUGUUUGUAGAAAAGAAGAAAACAAGAAAAAAAAGAGGCAUAAAUCUUUACUGCAGAAUUAUUUUCAUUGCAAGCAUUGUGAUUCACUAAAAUCAUUUUCUACUGUGUAUUUACCUACUCUACCUGCUAGUACCUUCCAGUAGUAAUGUAGCCUUUGUACGGAAAAAGUUUUCAUUAUUUUUAGAAAGUUUUGCUAAAAAAGAAAAGAAUUUAAACAUAUUUGCAUUUUUAUUUCAUAUUUUUCUUUACACUUAUUUCUCAACCAUUAUGGGGGAGACUUUCAUAUCUGGUCACUGUCAUUAAUAUUAUUUUGUAUUUUUACUUGGAAUAAAUUAAUUUUAUGAUGAUAAUUCUUUAAAAGUAUUUUUUUUUUCCAUUUGUUCACUUUUUCAUUUUUUGAAACUGAUAAACUUUGUAAUAUUGUUACUAAAGUGUCUUGUUUCUUGCUAAGCUUUAUGUGUUAACUCGCUGAUGUUGCUUACAUUAGUGUGAAAAUGAUCUACAGAGAUCUACUCACAAAUAAACAGAUUGGUGAUUGGUGCUGUAUAAGUGAUUCGCAAUGUAAACAAAUGAAUGGGCAAUAAAAUAAAAAUGGCAGAAUGGAGCAUA